This is a messenger RNA of Biomphalaria glabrata, 2354 nucleotides long. Its product is annotated as fatty-acid amide hydrolase 1-like. Gene Ontology annotation, biological process: fatty acid catabolic process. Gene Ontology annotation, molecular function: amidase activity; fatty acid amide hydrolase activity. The record is from RefSeq and is a predicted model, not a curated record. Bases 108 to 2111 code for a protein of 667 amino acids. Lineage: Eukaryota; Metazoa; Mollusca; Gastropoda; Planorbidae. The transcript has 21 exons.
UUAAAUUAAAUUUCAAUUAGUUGCCAGCAACAGUACACAAAUUUUCCUAUGAGCGUCAAAAAGGAAUCUAGAAGAUCUCUUAUAGAUCUAGAUAUCUAGACCUAAUAAUGGUGUUUCAUUAUAUAAUGCCGAUAAAGGCUAUCGAAAUUUAUUUAUCAUACAUACACAGUAAACUUUUAUAUGUCCCAGAACAAUACAGAAAAAGAUUUGUGGCAGCCAUCUUUCUACUUUAUCUCAUUCAUCUUGGAGUACAGCACAUCAACUUUUUAGCCAAUCUUUGGAAGAUCAGGAAACGUAAACAGUCUCUAAAACAACGAUGUGACAGUCUAACUCAUAAAUUAAAAGAUGUCAAGACUUCUCCAAAUAUGUUCAUUCCAUACAUGACGUUGCGUGACCUUUCAAAUGAAAUUCAAGACUCUAUCUUGAUGCCAGAAAUGGUCAUAAAUGCCUUCCAGCAACAGGCCUUGAACUGUAAUAAACAUCUAAAUGGGAUUGCUGACUUCAUCCCUCUUGAUUUAAAAGAAUUUGAAAAAAGGACAUCAGUCAAGAAAGAAUCCAUAGCAAUAACUAUUCCUGUCAAAGAAACUAAUUUAUUAGCUGCUCCUCCAACUUCAGGAUCAAUUUUUUACCAGAUGUACACCAAACUAUUUUCCUGCUUCAGUAACAAGGAAAGUGAAUGUUCCAGUAAAAACUUGAGUGUACAGGGAAAAUCCCUUUCAGUAAAAGAACUACAAAAUAUCAGACGCUAUUCUGUUUAUGGCAUUCCAAUUAGUUUAACUGAAAUUAUUCAUGUGAAGUCCCAUGAUUCCACUGCAGGUUUAAGUCUCAAUCUUAAUGUCAUGGUGAAAGAUGCUGUUAUUGUUAAGGUUCUCAAAUCUCAAGGUGCUAUUCCAUUUAUAAGAACAAAUGUACCACAGAUUGGCUUACAAUCGUUUGCAUCAUCAAAUCCAAUUUAUGGCACAACAGUUCAUCCAUUUGUUGCUGGUAGAUCUCCAGGUGGAGGUUCCAGUGGUGAAGGAUCACUGUUGGCCUGCAAAGGGUCUAUUCUUGGAGUUGGAACUGACAUCUCUGGGGGUAUCAGAAUACCAGCUCAUUUCUGUGGUGUGUGCGGUUUCAAGCCAACAUCCUGUAGGAUAAGCCAUAAAGGGUUAACAGUUCUCUCAGGACAAGAAAAAAUUCCUAUUUGUGUCGGACCGUUGUCCCGUAAUGUUGAGGGGCUUGUACGUUUCAUGCAUGCCACAUGUGUGCCACUGCACUUUGAGUUGGAUUGUAGAGUGACCCCAUUAGCUUUUGAUGAAGCGCAAUAUGAAAGUAAUAGGCUUUUGCAAAUUGGCUACUUUAUAGAGGACAGUUGUACAAAGUCUACACCAGCAGUUGAAAGAGCUGUACUGCUGGCUAAAACAUUGCUUGAAGCUCGUGGCCACAAGGUUGUCAAGUUUGACCCGCCUGACCUGAAGAUGAUGUUGACAAAACUGUUCCUCCCUGCAUUACUUGGCUCAAACUCUCAGGACAUUCAUUGUUAUCUGUACACAGAUAAAGUUGACUCAAGUCUAAGGAGCAGUUUCUAUACACCAUUCACACAUUACCCUGUUAGGUUCCUUUUCUCUUUCUUCUACAGGUUCAUGAAUAACCCUAUUGAUGCUGAUCUAAUGGCCAUCAAGUAUCCAGAGACUGUGACUGAUUGGUGGAAUUUGAUGAAAAACAUUGGGGACUUUAAACUUAGAUUCAUGAAAAAAUGGAAUGAAGCCAAAAUUGAUGCUUUACUUUGCCCAGUUCUUCCUUUUGCAGCUUUAAAACUUGGAAAUGAAAAAUAUUUUACUGGCUGUUUAACUUUUGCAACAUUAUUCAAUGUCUUGGACUUCCCAGCUGGUUGUGUCCCUGUAGCAGAAGUGGAGAAAUCAGACAAUGAAAAUCUAAAGAAUUCUAUGAAAUACAAGGUUUCAACUAAAUUGGAAAGGUUAAUUGUGGAGGAUCAAUUAGAUCCAAAGAUCACAAACAUUGGACUGCCAUUAGGUGUGCAGAUAGCUGCUCUGCCUUUUUAUGAUGAAUUAGUCCUUAGAGUAAUGAGAGAAUUAGAGGAAGCAGUUCAAGCAAAGUCCAAUGUAGACUAAACUCAGGGAUGUGACCAGUGACAUCUUGUGUCAUUAAAGUGAAACAGAUACAUCUAAUGGUGACAAAAAGUGAACUAGUAUAAUAAAGCAGACACUAAAUUUGAAUUUUGUAAAUGAAAAAACAAAAAAUAAACAUACUUAGUAUUUUCAUUUAUUUACAAACAAACAGCGUAUGGAUAUAGAAACCAUUUAAGAAAUGUCACAUACUGAAUGUUGAAUAAUAAAAAAACCCUACAAAACUUU